AUGGAGAACCAAACUGGGGACCUGGACAUUAUACUGUUUGAGGGGUUAAAGGUCACGCCUCAGUCCUCCAUCCCGGCCUUCAUCCUCCUCCUCCUCAUCUACUUCUUCAUCAUGGUGUCCAACAUCGGGCUGGCGGUUCUGAUCAGCACGGAGCGCAGCCUGCACCAGCCCAUGUACCUGCUGUUCUGCAACAUGAGCAUUAACGAUGCGUUCGGGGCCUCUGCCAUCAUCCCGAGGAUCCUGAGUGAUGCUUUCACUCCCAUCUCAGAGCGAUCCAUUAACUACAUCGACUGUGUGGUCCAAGCCUUCGCCGCCCACUUCCACGCGGGCACCUCCCACUCCGUGCUCAUGAUCAUGGCGUUUGAUCGCUACGUGGCCAUCUGCAACCCUCUGCGCUACGCCACCAUCAUGACGCUCCGGAUGGUCGUGAGGCUGUCGGCGGGUGCCUGGCUCACGGCAUUCAUCUCCGUGGCCAUCCUGAUGUGGCUGAGCAUCCGUCUGUCUCGCUGCCGGCGGGUUAUCGUCAACCCGUUCUGCGACAACGCCUCCUUGUUCAAGCUGUCCUGCGAGAGCCUGCUCUACAACCACAUCUACGGGCUGGGCAGCGCGGUGGUGAUCCUGGGAUCCUCCAUGUGCAGCGUCACACUCACCUACCUGAGGAUCGCUUUAGUGUGUCUGACGGGGAGGAACAAGACUCCGAACAGCAAGGCGCUUCAGACCUGCGGCACUCACCUGGCCGUGUACGUCAUCAUGUUGACCAUGUCCUUCAUGCCCAUGAUCAUGCACCGGCGGCCGGAGUGGGCGGACAGCGGGAAGGUGGCGUCCAUCUUGUUCUUCGUCAUCCCUCCCCUCGUGAACCCCGUCAUCUACGGGCUGCAGUGCAAAGAGCUCCGACUGAAGAUCUUCAGCGUGUUUCACAGGAACAGAGUUAAGGAUGGGAAAAGCUUUCAUAAAUAA
Molecule: messenger RNA, 957 nt
Organism: Gymnodraco acuticeps
Lineage: Eukaryota; Metazoa; Chordata; Actinopteri; Perciformes; Bathydraconidae
Product: olfactory receptor 5B17-like
Exons: 1
Coding region: 1-957 (318 amino acids)
Biological process (GO): G protein-coupled receptor signaling pathway
Cellular component (GO): membrane
Molecular function (GO): olfactory receptor activity
Source: RefSeq, a predicted model, not a curated record